Molecule: messenger RNA, 4111 nt
Organism: Pipistrellus kuhlii (Kuhl's pipistrelle)
Lineage: Eukaryota; Metazoa; Chordata; Mammalia; Chiroptera; Vespertilionidae
Gene: DENND1B
Product: DENN domain containing 1B
Exons: 23
Biological process (GO): endocytosis; endocytic recycling
Cellular component (GO): nuclear speck; intracellular membrane-bounded organelle; cytosol
Molecular function (GO): guanyl-nucleotide exchange factor activity; phosphatidylinositol phosphate binding
Source: RefSeq, a predicted model, not a curated record
AAAAUAAAAAGAAAAAGAAAGAAGAAGUCUCUCCCUAGGGAAAACCCAGAAAGAACCUUUGACCUGGCAGUGAACGUGAAAUGUCCCUCCUCUGAAGGCGAAGAUCCCGUGGUUUUGUGGAAAUUCCCAGCGGACUUUGGAGACCAGGAGGUGCUCAGGAGCGUGCCCCGGUUCUGCUUCCCCUUCGACGUGGAAAGGGCGUCUCAGAACCAGGUGGGCCAGCACUUCGCCUUCGUGCUGACGGACAUCGAGAGCAAGCAGCGGUUCGGGUUCUGCAGGCUCACCUCGGGCGGCAGGACCUGCUUGUGCAUCCUCAGCUACCUGCCAUGGUUUGAAGUCUAUUAUAAGCUUCUCAACACGCUGGCCGACUACUUGGCGAAGGAACAGGAAAAGGAUUUGAACGCCACCCUCACAGCGCUGUACAACCACCCAGUCCCCAAGGCGAACAGCCCGGUCAACCUGAGUGUGAACCAAGAGCUCUCUAUUGCCAGUGAGCAAGUUCUGAGAGACCAGCCCGCCCGCGCACCGCACUCCUGCUUCAUCGCCCCCGACCUGUCCGGGCUGCCCACCAUCCCCGAGAGCCGGAACCUCACGGAGUACUUCGUGGCCGUGGACGUGGGCAACAUGCUGCAGCUGUACGCCAGCAUGCUGCUGGAGCGCCGCAUCCUCAUCGCCUCCAGCAAGCUCAGCACCCUGACUGCCUGUCUGCACGGCUCGGCUGCUCUGCUGUACCCCAUGUUCUGGCAGCACAUUUACAUCCCCGUGCUGCCGCCCCACCUGCUGGACUACUGCUGUGCUCCGAUGCCCUACCUGAUUGGUGUACACUCCAGCCUGCUAGAGAGAGUGAGGAGCAAGUCCCUGGAGGACGUGGUGAUUCUCAACGUGGACACCAACACCUGGGAGUCGCCGUUCCGCGACCUGGACAGCCUUCCCAGCGACGUGGUCUCAGCCCUGAAGAGCAAGCUGAAGAAGCAGUCCACGGCCACGGGCGACGGCGUGGCCAGGGCCUUCCUGCGGGCGCAGGCCGCCCUGUUCGGCUGCUACCGGGACGCGCUGCGAUACAAGCCGGGGGAGCCCGUGACCUUCUGCGAGGAGAGCUUCGUGAAGCACCGCUCCAGCCCCAUGAAGCAGUUCCUGCAGACGGCUGUGAACCUGCAGCUGUUCAAGCAGUUCAUCGACGGGCGGCUGGCGAAGCUAAACGCGGGAAAGGGGUUCUCGGACGCCUUUGAGGAGGAGAUCACGUCCGGGGGGUUUUCGGGAGGGAGCCCGAGGUCCUAUCAGCAGUGGGUCCACACGGUCAAGAAAGGGGGCGCCCUGUUCAACUCGGCCGUGACCAAAGCCACCCCCGCGAUGCGGACGGUGUACAAAUACGCCAAGAGCCACACCAAGCAGGGCAUCAGGGAGGUGAAAAGCAAGCUCAGACACAAGGAGAACGAGGAUGAGGACGGGACCUCCUCCCGGUUCGUGCAGUACACCCCGGUCUACACCUCGCACAACCACCGGGCCGGAAGCCCGGAGAAGCGCAGGCUCACCCAGGCGCGCGUCCACAGGCCCCUCAAGAGCCACGGCAAUGACAGCGGGCCGGGCGGGGACCAGGAUGAGGACGCGGACCGCACCAGCAAGUUGUCCUCGGAGGACGGGGAGGAGGCCGCACCCGACUCCUACGAGAGCGACGACUCUGCGGAGCCGCGGGGCAAGGCGCUGUACGCGGGGGAGAUGGACCUGCUGGGCGAGAUCCUGGACACACUGAGCACCCACAGCUCGGACCCGGGCACGCUGGCGGCCGCCAAGAGCCUGGACUUCUUCCGCUCCAUGGACGACAUCGACUACACGGCCGGGAACAAGCCCAGCGCGCCCAGCGAGGACAACCUGGCGGCGCUCUGCGGUGGCUCCGGGGACCAGGGCGCCUGGCUCCGCGGCCAGGACGACAGUGCCCUCCACGGCCGGCACCUGCCGCCGUCCCCCCGGAAGCGGGCGAGCUCCAGCUGCGCCCCCGGCCCCCCGCUCUGCAGCCUGAAGGAGGAGAACGGCGCCCGGUCCCCGGACGGGGACCCCCGGAGCGGCCCCCCCGGGGCGGCCCCGCCUCCGCCGGCCGCCCCCUCGGAGCUGGCUGUCCCACGGGCUCCUCCUCCUCCCGGCCUGGCCGUCCGGACGGAAGACGGGGACUCGGACCGGGAGGAAACACUAGCCCAGGCCCCGGACACCGACCUGCUGGUGCCCAGCCUCCUGGGGCGCCGGCCGUCCUCCUCGGUCCCAUGGGAGAGGGACGGGACGGGCGCCCGGGAGGCUCCGUGUCCUGACCCGGCGCCCGCCUCCCAGCCGGACGGGAACGUGGCCACCGGGGGAAGCAUGCAUGGGAGCCAGGCCUCCUCCUCCACCUCCUCUUCCUCCUCCUCCGUCGAGAACUGAGGGCCGGCCUCGGGCGUCCACUUGUCUCCGGGGACCCUGGAGGGUCCCCCACGGAACCCCAUGCGGUAAACGGUCACUUGUAGGCACGGCAACGCUCACGGUCGUGUAGACAUUCUCGUUUCCGUGGGAGACAUCGCCCGGAGGAGGAGGGCCGGGUGGGUCUGUGUGACCCGGCGGUCUUUCGGGGCAAAAGCUCCUUCCUCUACUGUGCUCUUCAAUCAGGUACUAGUAGCGUGUGCGUGUGCGUGCAUGCGUGUGCGUGUGCGUGUGUGUGCGUGUGUGUGUGUACGUGCGUGUGGACAGUCUAUAUAUCGGACACGCGACGUCCCAGGAUUGGUGCUUACCGCCCGCGUUUUGUUUAAACCGAGGAUGUGGGUGCCGAGGAGCCUUGCGCGGGACCCCGUCGCGGCUCCACACGCGUGUCCGACGGUGGAGCAGGAGCCGACCCGGCGGGCAACGCUCUUCUCCGAGCUCCCCCGCCCCAGCGGCUGGGACGCCGGGACCCACCGCCGCCUUAACCUCCCACCGCCCGCGAGCAAGCAUGAGCCUUCCCGGCUGUCCUGGCUCCGUCCGUCCUCGGCUCCUCGGGAGGUCCCGUCUCCUCACAUCCCCUCCCCGGCUUGGCUGUGAGAGCUGCUCGGCCCCAUCCCGGGUGGCGUUUCCCUCAAGGCCUUCCCAGCUGGAUCCGUGCCUUACUGACCCUGCGGAGUCCACGGCCCAAACUAAAGUGAAACCCAGCGCCGUCCCUGUUGUCCUGGGAAGUCACCCCAAGACUGGGAGCGGGCGCCCCCGUGCCACCCCAUUGAAACGGGGGUUGGAGAGACGUCAACGCGAGGCCCGCGCGUGCAGAAGUGUCCUCGUCUGCCCGGCUGCUCUGCUCCGUCCCAGCGACGCCAGCCGCCUGCAAACUCCCCCGGCGCUGGGUUCCACGUGGGUGAAGACCUCACGCCUGUUUGCCCGACAGAGAGACUUGUGUCCGCCAGGUUCUCCCCAGAACUCCCUCCGGCCCCCCCUUACCUCCCAGCCUGCAUCCUUCACCCUGAGCCGGGGUACCGGGCACGGGCGGGGGACAGGAGAGCAGGGUGUGGCUUGGCGCGAGGGUGUAUGAAGUAGCAUGACGACGCGUGUGAGUGGCGGGAUGGGGGCCGCCUUUCGCGUGUUCUAGGAAAGCACCCCGAUCAGGGCACGGACACCGUUCUGACGGAACACGGAUGACCCGUUUGCCUAGGGGGUGGCCAUGGACGCCUCGGCCUGGACGUAGGCAGGGAGCGGCGUCGGAGGAGGAUGGAGGGAAAGGAAGCGAUGGGCGUGGUCCCUGCGGGGAAGGAACCGGUUGGAAGGAAUGGCGAAGAUCAAUAAUAGUAAUAAUAAUAAUAAUAGUAACAAUUAAUAAUAAUAAUACCUUCUGCUUAGACGCUGUGAACCCAAGAUCCUAAUACCAAACAAAGAAAGCCUUUUCAAGCUGCUCUACCUGACCCUUGCUCUGUCUCAGAACCGCAGUGCCAUGCUAAGGUCAUGGAUUCUCUCUGUAAUGAUAUAUGAAGGAUCUAGAAUAAUGCUGCUACCUGAGGUACCUACUUUUUAUUUUUAUGAAAGUCUAGUUUUUAUCGAUUUUAGAGAAGAAGAGAGAGAGAGAGAGAGAGAGAGAGAGAGAGAGAGAGAGACAUCCAUGAGGAGAGAGAAUCACAGAUCGGCUGCCUCC